Drosophila kikkawai is the source of this 3134-nucleotide messenger RNA. RefSeq names its product nicotinate phosphoribosyltransferase (gene Naprt). Gene Ontology annotation, biological process: NAD+ biosynthetic process via the salvage pathway. NCBI's taxonomy places the organism in Eukaryota, Metazoa, Arthropoda, Insecta, Diptera, Drosophilidae. The record is from RefSeq and is a predicted model, not a curated record. Gene Ontology annotation, cellular component: cytosol. Gene Ontology annotation, molecular function: nicotinate phosphoribosyltransferase activity.
GCCUUAUCAGCUGUAUAGCCGAUAAAAAGAAGAGCGUGCGUGCGCUCAAUGAAUAAAAAGUAAUUUUACUUUUCUAGUGUACAAAACGGUUAACAAUAAACUCGUAUGGCAAAAUAGUGUAAUAAAAAAUAGGCAAUGCUUUAAAUAAAAAUAUAAAACAAAAAGCAAAAGUUCAACGGCUUUCGUCCGAGUAAAAACGCCAAGCCCCAUAAGCCAAAACAAUUAAUUAAUUUGUUUAUUUGGCACAUUUAUAUUAUUGCCCGUCGCGUGUGUGAACGUACGAACUGAAAGGUCAAAUACGAAACCAUCGGAAAAGUAUAGCCCGGCAUAUAGUAGCGAUAACUAACCAAGAUAGGCCACAGAAUGAACGACCGUGAAUUGAGCUGCAGUGCGGGCGGCCAGUUUAUGGAUCGCGGACGGAUGAAUCAGAAUGGAGUGGUCCAGCCACUGCUAACUGAUUUGUAUCAGAUAACUAUGGCCUAUGCUUAUUGGAAAUCCGAUAAGACCGAUGACACGGCGGUAUUCGAUCUGUUCUUUCGUAAUAAUCCAUUCCACGGCGAAUUCACAAUUUUCGCUGGCCUCGAGGAGUGCCUCAAAUUCCUGGAUAGCUUCCAUUAUUCCCAAAGCGAUAUCGAAUACCUAAAGCAAACACUGCCCGAGGGCAUUGAAAACGAAUUUUUUGAGUACCUUGGCAAUCUGACGGCGCGGGAUGUCACCUUGUUUGCCAUUGAUGAGGGCACGGUAGCAUUUCCACGCGUUCCCAUCAUUAAGAUCGAGGGACCUUUGAUCAUAGUCCAGCUGCUAGAAACGACUCUUCUCACCUUGGUGAAUUAUGCCAGUUUAAUGGCCACGAAUGCAGCCCGAUAUCGCAUGGUAGCUGGCAAACAUGUCAAACUAUUGGAAUUUGGAUUGCGUCGGGCCCAGGGACCGGAUGGCGGUCUAUCCGCAUCGAAAUAUUCCUAUACAGGUGGUUUUGAUGGCACCUCCAAUGUCCUGGCCGGAAAGCUCUUCAACAUACCCGUAAAGGGCACCCAUGCCCAUGCCUAUAUCACUAGUUUUAGCAGCAUUGGCGAACUUAAGACACGUCUCAUUAAGCACAAGCAAACGGGCAUCAUGGAGGAUCUAUUAGAGCACGCUGUGCGGCAUCGUCAGAUGCUAUCCCAUGUUCUAGACGUCUCAACGGAGGAGUCGAGUGAGGGUGAACUGGCGGCAAUGGUGUCCUAUGCCAUUGCCUUCCCCGACGGAUUUAUGGCUCUUGUCGAUACGUACGAUGUUAAGAGCCGAGAAACAGAACAGGCCAGCUUAGAACCCAAGCUUAUCAAUGAUAUCAAGUCUGAUAACAGUCCGCCAAAGCAAAAGCCAUCGACAAAUGGCCAUCAAAAUGGUCAGAGUAAUGGCAAAAUAAAUGGACACAAGACCAAUGGCCAUCAGAAUGGUAUUAUUGUUCAGAGUAAAGAUACUAAGAUACAAGAUACUAAGGCCAACACAGCAACAACAGCAGCAGCAAAGACAACAACAACAGCCACAACAACAACAACGUCCAAUGGGACGGCAUACCUACCAAAAUAUGUCGAGAAGUCAUUCAGGAGCGGUCUUCUCAAUUUCAGUGCCGUGGCCUUGGCCCUCAACGAUUUGGGUUAUCAUGCUUUGGGCAUUCGAAUUGAUUCGGGAGAUUUGGCAUAUCUAUCCUGCUUGGCUAGGGAAACCUUCGAGAAGGUGGCGGAACGCUUCAAGGUGCCCUGGUUCAACAAGCUGACCAUUGUGGCUUCGAAUGAUAUCAACGAGGACACCAUACUGAGUCUCAAUGAGCAGGGACACAAGAUUGAUUGCUUUGGCAUUGGCACGCACUUGGUAACCUGCCAGCGUCAGCCUGCCCUGGGCUGUGUCUACAAGCUGGUAGAGAUCAAUGGCCAGCCCAGAAUCAAGCUUAGUCAGGAUGUGGAAAAGGUUACGAUGCCGGGCAACAAGAAUGCCUAUCGUUUGUACAGUGCCGAUGGUCAUGCCCUCAUCGAUCUUCUGCAAAAGGUCUCAGAGCCACCGCCGGCAGUGGGUCAAAAGGUGCUCUGCCGUCAUCCUUUCCAAGAGUCAAAGCGCGCUUAUGUGAUACCCUCGCAUGUGGAGUCGCUGUACAAGGUGUACUGGAAAGCGGGCAAGAUAUGCCAGCAGUUGCCGACCCUGGAACAGGUUCGCGAAAAGGUGCAAAUCUCGUUGAAAACGCUGAGGAAUGAUCACAAGCGCACGCUCAAUCCCACGCCCUACAAGGUGGCCGUCAGCGAUAACCUGUACAACUUCAUUCACGAUCUGUGGCUGCAGAAUGCUCCCAUUGGCGAGCUCUCAUGAUCUAUAUAAAGUGGAGAUCCUAACGAUCUAUAUUUAUAUAUAUUCAUACAAAUGAUGCGCGAUAACAUUUCCGAGAAAUUUACUUUUUUUAUUCAUUGUUUUGAUCUUUAAAUUAGUCAUUUGCUGGUCAAUAUGCAUCUGUUGAAAUUUUGGCUUCUCUUCUUGAGAAAAUGAAGCACAAAUUCCCCAACUUGCGAGUGAAUUUCUAAAUCUAAAAAGAAUUGUGUAGUCAAUAGUUUUAAUGUGUUAUAACUAAUACUUACCUACCUACUUACUUACUUACUUAACUACUAUAUAAAACGCACAUCAUAUUCAGGAAUGUGUCAUGUGCCUUAAAACGAAACGGAAACGGUAACAGAAGCGGAAGCUAAGCAAAAACCUAAGCAGAAUACCAAACAUAAAAACAAAGAAUACAAAGAAAUCAAGUUGUAUUUAAGAAUUUUCCUAGUACUUAAGUGUUGAAAUGAAUGGAAACGUAACGAAAGUUAGAAGUACAAAUGCUUUUUAGGACAUUUUUGCAUGCAAACUAGGGCACACACACACUCACACAUCAAGCACACACCUAAUUAUAUAUAUUAUAUAUAAACUAUACAUACUACGUUUAUGUAUUUAACGAAAUUCAAUUGUAAAUAUGUUCAACUUGAUAAUUGUAAGCCAAUUAAGCAAUACACACAACACACACGCCGUCAACUCUAAAUGACACCGCUUCUUAAACUGUUUGCCUGUAGUUUUGAUCGAAAAUAAAACAAAAAAAAAUAAAAAUAAAAAUAAAAAAAUAAAAAAAAAUUGACAGA